AUCAACGUACCACCCCUCGAGUUGGUGAAAAAUACUACAUAGACGAAACGAAAAGUAUACCACCAUGUAAUACACAUUCAAAACUAUAAUCCGUUCACCCCAUCGUGCAUUUGCAAUCAUAUUUUUAAUUUAUUUAUUCGUGUACUGGUUUGUGUUGUGAAACCUGUGCAGUGAGCAACCUUAUUUGUUAUAAUUAUAAUGCUUUAUUAAUCAAUUUGAUUUUUACCCAAUUACCAUGGAGACCUCGUUAACGUUAGUGGAUAAAGUAUGGAAAGAUAACGUUGAAAGUCGCGGUUCAGCUCGAAUAGCUGAAGAAUGGUACGCCAAAAUAGUCGCUCAAUAUAACGGUCAAGCGAGAAAAUAUCAUAAUUUGCAUCAUUUGGAGACCAAGCUGCAGCAUUUUAUCGAAGUUCAAACUAAAAUAAAAGACAGAACUGCGUUCGUUCUGGCUUUAUAUUUUCAAUAUUUCGAAUACAAUCCUAAAGCAUCGACGUCUCACGAAAUUAAUAUCGAAGAAUUCAAAAAAUUUGCCUCAGAAAUGGGAUAUGAUCAAAAUUUGGAUUUAUGUGAAAACGUAGAACGUUUAUUAGAAGCUACUGGAACCAAUAUAACCGAAGAACACAUGGCAAAUAAUUUGUACGGUAACGAAGAUAAGCAUUAUUUUUUAGACAUCGAUAUGGCAGUAUUGGGAGCUCCUGCUGACGAAUACAAUCUAUAUACUAAACGUGUAAGAGAAGAAUACGCUUUUCUCUCCGACGAGUUUUACAAAAAUCUACGACUUAAGGUUUUACAAAGUUUCCUACUCAUACCAAAUAUAUACGCAACCAAAGAAUUCAGAGACAAGUACGAAGAUUUGGCUAGAGAAAAUAUUCAACGCGAAGUUGAUACACUUUUGGAAGUACAUUAAGUCGCACCAUAGAGUCGAACUACCUAUACCCAAUUUACCUAUUUCUUAUUUUAAACUAUUCAGCGAGAAUAAAGCGUCCGUCGUUCAUCGCAUAAACUUUUACCAAACAUACUUAUUAACACAUUCUUAUUUUUCUCAAAAUAAAUGAUAUCUUUAUAGUUUUAAAUGAGGCUCUCCUAAUCUGAAAUGCAUAUACCUACUCUUAAACAUUAUUCAUAAGUUUUUGCCAACGAAACACGAGUUUCGUGUAAGAGAAAUACGUCUGCGACUACGAUAGCAGUAUUAUAAUUUUAACAGCAGACCAAUGAUAAUUAUUUUGAUUUAAAUGAACCUAAUAUAAUAUUUAAUGUGGUAUACUUACAUACUUACCUUAGAAUCUUCAAUUAACCAUGGGCAAAUAUUACAGGACGUAAUUAAACAUAUAAGUAUGUACCUUGCUUAUUUUGAUUUUGCCAAUUUUUAUACUCGCUAUUUUUGUAAAUAAACUCUUUGCUGGGCGAUAUGCAAAUUAAUCUGA
Molecule: messenger RNA, 1424 nt
Organism: Planococcus citri (citrus mealybug)
Lineage: Eukaryota; Metazoa; Arthropoda; Insecta; Hemiptera; Pseudococcidae
Exons: 4
Coding region: 236-907 (223 amino acids)
Source: RefSeq, a predicted model, not a curated record